Protopolystoma xenopodis is the source of this 372-nucleotide messenger RNA. Lineage: Eukaryota; Metazoa; Platyhelminthes; Monogenea; Polystomatidea; Polystomatidae. The record is from the annotation of a GenBank genome assembly.
GAUAAAUGGAAACGGUCUAUCCGAACUCCAUCCCAGCUCAAAUCGAGCAUGUGCUCUAAACGAAAGAAUCGAAAGUUAGAUGAGUUUGGUAGCACUGUCGCCCGUGUUCACGUUGGUCGUGAUCCCGCUAUCGACCAGCUCCGGCCAGCUUCUACUCUACGAACAGCACUUACUGGGCAAAGAAAACGUGGGUUCGAACGCAAGGUUUCUAAAUCUAUCAAAAAUAUGUCCGGAACGGACCUUUCAGGUGGAAAAGUAUUAAGUCGUCCUACAUCCCGUCAGGCUUAUGGUUCUAAUGACUGCCUCGUCGGCGAUGUGCAAAUGUCACCAGCCAAGAAGCGUUUGAAAUUGGAUUCGUGCCUUAAACCUUAA